CAGACGGUCGCAAAGAACGCGUUUUAUUUGAUAAGAUCACUGGUCGCAUCAAUAAGCUAUGUUAUGGACUUGAUUUAAAUUUCGUUGAUCCUGUUGCUGUGACUCAGAAGGUUAUUUCUGGUGUCUAUCAAGGCGUAAGUACUGUUGAAUUAGACAAUUUAGCUGCGGAGACAGCAGCAUAUAUGACUACAAAGCAUCCUGAUUAUGCCAUUUUGGCUGCGCGUAUCGCAAUCUCUAAUCUUCAUAAAGAGACCAAGAAAGCCUUUUCUACAGUCAUCGAUGAUCUUUAUAAUUAUGUAAAUCCAAAAACUAGAAAACGUGCUUCAAUGAUCUCAGAAGCAACCUAUAAUAUUGUCAUGAAAAAUUCGGAAAAACUUAAUUCUGCUAUCAUUUAUGAUAGAGAUUAUAAUUAUAACUAUUUUGGGUUCAAAACUCUUGAAAGAUCCUAUCUUUUGCGAAUUAAUGGAAAAGUAGCUGAAAGACCACAACACAUGCUUAUGCGCGUGGCCGUUGGUAUUCAUGGCGAAGAUAUCGAUUCAGCAGUCGAAACCUACAACCUAAUGUCUGAAAAAUAUUUUACACAUGCGUCACCUACUCUUUUUAAUGCUGGAACUCCACGACCUCAACUUUCAAGUUGUUUCCUUCUGACAGUAAAGGAUGAUUCAAUUGAAGGCAUCUACGAGACGUUGAAGACAUGUGCCAUGAUUUCGAAAACGGCUGGCGGUAUUGGCUUGAACAUUCAUAAUAUUAGAGCAUCUGGAUCUUACAUCUCGGGAACUAAUGGUUACUCGAAUGGUAUCAUUCCUAUGCUUCGUGUUUAUAAUAAUACCGCACGAUACGUUGAUCAAGGAGGAAAUAAACGUCCCGGUGCAUUUGCUGUUUAUUUAGAAACAUGGCAUCCAGAUAUUUUCGAUUUUUUAGAUUUAAAGAAGAAUACUGGUAAAGAGGAGAGGCGAGCACGGGAUUUAUUCUACGCACUUUGGAUUUCUGAUUUAUUUAUGCAACGGGUCGAAUCUGAUGGUGUUUGGAGUCUUUUCGAUCCAGCAGAGGCACCAGGACUUAUGGACGUGUGGGGAGAUGAAUUUGAGAAAUUAUAUGAAGAUUACGAACGCCAAGGCCUGGCACGUAAAGUCGUUAAAGCCCAAAAAUUAUGGACUGCAAUAUUAGAAUCACAAAUAGAAACUGGCACUCCGUACAUGCUCUAUAAAGAUUCUUGCAACCGUAAAUCUAAUCAGCAGAAUCUCGGAACGAUCAAAUGUAGCAAUUUAUGCACUGAGAUUGUUGAAUACUCUAGCCCUGAUGAAGUGGCCGUGUGUAAUUUAGCAAGCGUAGCUUUACCAAUGUUUGUUAAGAAUAAAGAUACAUAUGAUUUCGAACAUUUACACGAGGUUACAAAAGUUAUAACUCGCAACUUAAACAAAAUUAUUGAAAUUAACUACUAUCCUGUUGAAGAAGCACGCAGAUCUAAUUUUCGGCAUCGUCCAAUUGGCAUUGGUGUUCAAGAAUUUCAAGUUGUAAACCCUUGGCUUUUAAAGGAUUUGGUUGACUUGGGCUUAUGGAGUGAUCAGAUGAAAAAUAAGAUCAUCUCAGACAAUGGAAGUGUCCAAAAAGUUCCUGGUAUCCCUGAAGAACUUAAAGCCAUGUACAAAACAACAUGGGAGUUGUCUCAAAAAGUAAUAAUUGAUAUGGCAGCUGAUCGCGGUGCGUUCAUUGAUCAAUCCCAAAGUCUCAAUAUACAUAUGGGAGAACCAACUAUUGCCAAAUUGACCAGCAUGCACUUUUAUGGUUGGAAAAAAGGCCUAAAGACUGGAAUGUAUUAUCUUCGAACAAAACCAGCAGCAGACGCUAUUAAGUUUACUGUUGAUCAGCUUUCACUCAGGGAAGUUGAAGCGACUGAAGAACCUGAAAAUAUUAGAAAUAAAAAGGCAGCUAUUCUAGCUAUAGCGUGUUCAAUUGAGAAUAAAGAAGAUUGUGUUAUGUGUAGCGGCUAG
Messenger RNA from Cetraspora pellucida, 1991 nucleotides. NCBI's taxonomy places the organism in Eukaryota, Fungi, Glomeromycota, Glomeromycetes, Diversisporales, Gigasporaceae. The record is from the annotation of a GenBank genome assembly.